AUGUCCACCGUUCCUACAGGCACAUACGUUAUCAUGAAUGCCGCGACACACACCUACCUGAACGUGUUAAAUUUCCAGCCUGUUCCGGGUGACAUCGUCAAUAGUGUUGGAAAUUAUUUGGGAAAUGAUAUGUGGAACGUGUUGAGAACUGAGUCGUGUGGGGUGAAUAUACAAUCCUUCGGGACUGGCGCAUUCCUCGCCUUCGACCAGUCAAACAAAACCGACACUCCCGCUGGCAGUGUUGUUACCAGCAACUCGAUUUAUCCGUGGAGUCUGCAACCAAACAAUGCAGUCCCGUAUACCUGGUAUAUCGUGAACCAUCACUCUGGAAAAGUGCUUGUUGUACAGAACAACUCUGCCGCGAACGGGGCACAAGUUCUCGAAGCGGAGUUGACAAAUAACAGAAGCCAAGCCUGGUUCUUCAUCCCAAAGGAACCCCUAGCCGGGACUAACUAG
Suillus paluster is the source of this 456-nucleotide messenger RNA. RefSeq lists its product as uncharacterized. The coding region runs from base 1 to 456 and encodes 151 amino acids. NCBI's taxonomy places the organism in Eukaryota, Fungi, Basidiomycota, Agaricomycetes, Boletales, Suillaceae. The transcript has 4 exons. The record is from RefSeq and is a predicted model, not a curated record.